ACAGACAGACAGACAGACAGGUCUAACUCUUGGCCUUCAUCAUCAUCAUCACCACCACCAUCAUCAUCCUCAGAGGAAGACGGACAGGGAGCCCCCUGACCCUCGCCACGCCGGGUCACCAUGGCAACGGUCAUCUGCACUCGUUUCACCGAAGAGUAUCAGCUGUAUGAAGAGCUGGGCAAGGGAGCGUUUUCAGUGGUGCGGCGCUGUGUGAAGGUGCUGUCGGGUCAGGAGUACGCAGCCAAGAUCAUCAACACCAAGAAACUUUCUGCCAGAGAUCAUCAGAAGUUGGACCGGGAAGCUCGAAUUUGUCGUUUACUGAAGCACCCAAACAUCGUUCGGCUACACGACAGCAUCUCAGAGGAGGCGCAUCAUUACCUCAUCUUUGACCUGGUGACAGGUGGAGAGUUAUUUGAAGAUAUCGUAGCCAGAGAAUAUUACAGUGAAGCUGAUGCCAGUCACUGUAUCCAGCAGAUUUUGGAGGCGGUGCUACAUUGUCAUCAGAUGGGCGUGGUCCACCGAGACCUGAAGCCAGAGAACCUGCUGCUGGCCUCAAAGUCAAAAGGAGCGGCGGUGAAACUGGCGGACUUCGGCCUCGCCAUCGAGGUGGAGGGAGACCAGCAGGCCUGGUUUGGGUUUGCGGGGACUCCUGGUUACCUGUCCCCAGAGGUCCUCAGGAAGGAUCCGUACGGCAAAGCGGUCGACCUCUGGGCCUGUGGUGUGAUUCUCUACAUCUUAUUGGUCGGUUAUCCUCCGUUCUGGGAUGAAGAUCAACAUCGUCUCUACCAGCAGAUCAAAGCAGGAGCUUAUGAUUUUCCGUCUCCUGAGUGGGACACGGUGACUCCUGAAGCCAAAGACCUCAUAAAUAAGAUGUUGACCAUAAAUCCGUCUAAACGAAUCACAGCAGCCGAAGCGCUCAAACACCCCUGGAUCUCUCAUCGCUCCACCGUGGCGUGUAUGCACAGACAGGAAACAGUCGAGUGUCUCAAGAAGUUCAACGCCAGGAGGAAACUCAAGGGAGCGAUCCUCACCACCAUGUUGGCCACCAGGAAUUUCUCCGGAGGAAAGAGCGGCAGCAACAAGAAGGCCGACGGAGUCAAGGAAUCAUCUGAGAGCACAAAUACCACCAUCGAGGACGAAGACACCAGAGUGAGGAAACAGGACAAUAAAGUCACGGAGCAGCUUAUCGAGGCGAUCAGCAACGGAGACUUUGAGAGCUACACUAAGAUGUGCGACCCGGCGGUGACGGCGUUCGAGCCGGAGGCGUUGGGGAAUCUGGUCGAGGGCCUGGACUUCCACCGCUUUUAUUUUGAAAACUUGUGGUCCAAGAACAGCAAACCGGUUCACACCACCAUCCUGAACCCGCACAUCCACCUGGUCGGCGACGAGGCCGCCUGCAUCGCUUACAUCAGAGUCACGCAGUACAUCGACGCCAACGGCACGCCCCGCACCGCCCAAUCAGAGGAGACCAGGGUGUGGCACCGCCGUGACGGCAAGUGGCAGAUCGUCCACUUCCACCGCUCAGGAUCCCCGUCCACACUCAGCAACUAACUUGCAGAGUGGGCGGAGCUUUGAUGGGGCCACGGUCGCCUUGACAACUGAUUGAUUGACAGCAGGCCAGGCGUGUGACACCAGACAGGAAGUUUUAGAGGAGACGAGGGGCGUGGCCAGAGAGCAAUGAACUGCACAA
This is a messenger RNA of Plectropomus leopardus (leopard coralgrouper), 1690 nucleotides long. NCBI's taxonomy places the organism in Eukaryota, Metazoa, Chordata, Actinopteri, Perciformes, Serranidae. The record is from RefSeq and is a predicted model, not a curated record.